CUGUCCCAGAUUCUGAGUUAGGCCGCCUACACUGAGCGUCCGCAGCAAGCUCGGGCUCUCAUUGGGCUAGGCAUUGGGGGGCCUGGGCUGUAGGCCUGAUGUGGACGGAUCGCAUCCCCUCUGGUCGCCAGUGAGGACAGGCACCGUGAGGUUUCCAGAAGCAAACCCCCUUUCACACUGUUUAAGGACCCUCGGGUGUGUCACUUGACUCCAGUGAACCUCAGUUUUUACAUCCAUAAAAUGGCGAUGGCAAUUAUGCUGGCCUCACCGUGUCUAAGAGAUCUAGAAAAGAGUGAAACCAGUCCGUGAAAGAGCCUGGGUUGUUGACAAGUUUUCUUUUGUUUUUACUUGGUUCCCCUGUAAGUUAAGGGGUGGGGCGCUACAAACCAAGCCUGUGGUCACUGAGGCCACGCUUGAGCCUGGGGAGAGGAAGAAUGCCAAGUCCGGUCCAGAAGCAGAGAGUUUGGGAGCCUGCGGGAGCUGGAGGCCAGUAGCUGUUCGCCUGGAUUCCUGGUAGCGAACAAGAUGUGGCCUUUGGACCCGUCCCGGAGAGAGGUGCUGAGGUUUGCUGUCCACUGCCGUGUCCUGACUCUGGUGUUGCAGGCUGUCUUCAAUGCCAUCAUCCCGGAUCAUCGCGCGGAAGCCUUUUCUCCUCCCCGCCUGGCCCCCUCAGGCUGUGUGGACCAGGCUGUGGAGGUUCUCCUGGGCGGCCUGUCUCGCUGGGAUGCUGAGCACUUCCUGUUCAUCGCUGAGCAUGGCUACCUCUACGAGCACAACUUCGCCUUCUUCCCAGGUUUCCCCUUGGCGCUGCUGGUGGGGACCGAGGUGUUGAGACCCCUGCGAGGGUUCCUGAGCCUGAGAAGUUGCCUACUGAUUUCAGUCGCGUUGCUCAAUUCCUUGUUCUUUGUGCUGGCCGCACUGGCGCUGCAUGACCUGGGCCGUCUGGUUCUGCACUGUCCCCGCCAGGCCUUCUACGCUGCGCUGCUCUUCUGCCUGAGCCCCGCCAGUGUGUUCCUGGCAGCCGGCUACUCUGAAGCUCUAUUCGCCUUCCUGACUUUCAGUGCCCUGGGGCAGCUAGAGAGGGGCCGAGUCUGGGUGAGUGGGCUCCUCUUUGCUCUGGCCACCGGUGCACGCUCCAACGGGCUAGUCAAUGUUGGCUUCCUCCUGCACACUCAGUGUCGAGGCUUCUUUUCUGCUGUUGGAGUGCGGAGUGCCCUGAGACCGCUCUGGAAGCUGAUGACCUCUGUGUGUCUGUCGGUGCUUGCACUCGGCCUUCCCUUUGUGCUCUUUCAGUAUUAUGCCUACAGCCGGUUCUGUGUGCGGGGCGCAAGCCUCCCCAUUCCCAAGCCCUUGGUGCAGUUAGCAGUGGACAAGGGCUAUCGGGUUGCUGGGGGAAGGGAGCCGCCUUGGUGUUCCUGGGCCCUCCCCCUGAUCUACAACUAUAUCCAGGAUGUCUACUGGAAUGUUGGCUUUCUGAGGUACUAUGAACUCAAACAACUGCCUAAUUUUCUACUGGCUGCCCCAGUGGCCAUCCUGGUCGCCUGGGCAACUUGGACAUAUGUGACCACCCACCCUUGGCUCUGCCUUACACUGGGCCUUCGAAGGAGCAGGAAUGAGGCUCUGGAGAAGCCGGGUCCUGGAUUCCUCAGUCCUCAAGUGUUUGUCUACCUCGUGCACGCGGCCGUGCUGUUGCUGUUCGGAGGGCUAUGCAUGCACGUGCAGGUCCUCACAAGGUUCUUGGGCUCCUCCACUCCUAUCGUCUACUGGUUUCCGGCACACUUGCUGCAGAGUCGGGAGAUGCUGUUGAGAACUCUGGAGACCACGCCUGAGAGGCCUCAUGCAGGGAACUUCCCGCUGCGACAGACAGUCCCCAGAAAUUGUAUCAUGGGACUUUUGUACAACUGGAAAACCUGUUCUCCAGUCACCCGAUGCAUUCUAGGCUACUUUCUGAUUUACUGGUUCCUGGGACUACUCCUUCAUUGCAACUUCCUGCCUUGGACAUGACCUGGUGUCUGAAGGGACAAGUUGGAGGCUUAAUGCAGAAGUGUGG
Messenger RNA from Ochotona princeps (American pika), 2050 nucleotides. It is a transcript of the gene PIGV, whose product is annotated as phosphatidylinositol glycan anchor biosynthesis class V. Gene Ontology annotation, biological process: GPI anchor biosynthetic process. Lineage: Eukaryota; Metazoa; Chordata; Mammalia; Lagomorpha; Ochotonidae. Gene Ontology annotation, cellular component: endoplasmic reticulum membrane; mannosyltransferase complex. The coding region runs from base 526 to 2004 and encodes 492 amino acids. The record is from RefSeq and is a predicted model, not a curated record. The transcript has 4 exons. Gene Ontology annotation, molecular function: alpha-1,6-mannosyltransferase activity; GPI mannosyltransferase activity.